CAGUACUUCAUGUGUUUUAAUUUCUUCUAUACAUCAUAAGAACCCUAAAAACUCAUUGAUCUGAAGCCAAAGUGAAAAUCAAAGAAAGAUGGACAGGCUCAUAAGUUUGGAGCCAUCAAACUUCGUUGCAAUAAGGAUCGAACCGGGACAGAAAUGUUAUGGCCAGCUCACUUUACGCAACGUUAUGUACACUAUGCCGGUAGCCUUCAGGCUCCAACCGCUGAUCAAGAAUCGUUACACGGUGAAGCCUCAGUCCGGGAUCAUAUCUCCUCUCGAGAAGUUGACCGUAGAGAUUGUUUAUCACCUUCCACCGGGGUCCAGCCUCCCCGACUCCUUCCCUUACUGCAAUGACUCCUUCCUUUUGCAUAGCGUGGUUGUGCCCGGAGCAGCGAUCAAAGACUCUUCUUCGACAUUUGAUGCUGUCCCAAACAACUGGUUCACCACAAAGAAGAAACAAGUGUUCAUAGAUAGUGGUGUCAAGAUUAUGUUUGUUGGUUCACCUAUUUUGGCACAACUUGUGUCCGAUGGUUUGAUGGAUGAUAUUCGAGAAGUGCUUGAGAAGAGUGAAACUUCAUGGAGAGCUGCCGAUUUCGUGGAUUCUGAGGGCCAAUCUUUGCUUCACUUGGCUGUUGCUCAAGGACGGCCUGACCUAGUCCAGCUGCUUCUUGAAUUUGAGCCUGACGUGGAGGCUCAAAGCCGAUCGGGGUCUACCCCACUAGAGGCUGCAGCCUCAAAAGGAGAAGCCUUGAUAGUCGAACUUCUAUUGGCCCGACGUGCCAGCACUGAACGAUCUGAGUCCUCCACUUGGGGCCCCAUUCACCUUGCUGCCGGAGGAGGCCACGUAGAGGUUCUGAGGCUUCUUAUAAUCAAGGGGGCUAAUGUUGAUGCGCUAACUAAAGAUGGUAGCACAGCUUUACACCUUGCGGUGGAGGAGCGAAGAAGGGACUGCGCAAGGCUCUUAUUGGCGAGCGGGGCAAAAGCUGAAGUUCGUGAUUGUAGAGAUGGUGACACGCCUUUGCAUAUCGCAGCUAGCAUGGGGGACGAGUACAUGGUGAAGCUGUUGCUGCAAAAGGGUGCCAAUAAAGAUAUCAGAAACUUUGCCGGCCUAACGGCCUUUGAUGUUGCGUCGGAGAAUGGACACACGAGACUAUUUGAUGCUCUUCGACUUGGUGAUAGCUUGUGUAUCGCGGCGAGGAAAGGAGAGGUGAGAACAAUUGUAAGGCUGCUUGAGACAGGUGCGACGAUCAAUGGAAGAGACCAACAUGGGUGGACUGCUCUCCAUAGGGCAUGUUUCAAAGGGAACAUUGAAGUCGUUCGAACGCUGCUCGAAAAGGGUGUGGAUGUGGAUGCUAAAGAUGAGGAUGGAUACACCGCGUUGCACUGUGCAGUAGAGUCAGGACAUGCGGAUGUGAUUGAGAUGUUGGUAAAGAAAGGAGCUGAUGCUGAAGCUCGAACUAACAAAGGUGUGACCGCACUGAAGAUUGCUGAGUCUUUGCACUAUGCUGGGAUUACUAGGAUACUUAUUUAUGGAGGUGCAACAAAAGACAAUAGUAAUAUGGCACGUAUCUCAACCCAAGCCUCAGUUGCAUUUGGGAAAAAAUCUAAGGGACUAGAGGAGGACAUCAUCAAACGAGGGAUGAAGAAGAAGAAAUCAAGUCGUGCUAGAGCUCUUCGUGGGAGCUUCGACCAUUCAAUCCCAUUGGCUGUUCUUUAGCUAGCAAAACUGGAACAUAUAUUGGUGCAUGUGUAUUUUGAAUUAGGGUUUGUCACAUUUAGAGCUCACAAUGACGUUGCUUUGGGUGAAAUUAUAGGCGGAAGAAAUUGUAGACUCUUUCGUAAUAUAUUCA
This is a messenger RNA of Pyrus x bretschneideri (Chinese white pear), 1847 nucleotides long. RefSeq names its product protein VAPYRIN-like. The record is from RefSeq and is a predicted model, not a curated record. The transcript has a single exon. Gene Ontology annotation, molecular function: protein binding. The coding region runs from base 89 to 1714 and encodes 541 amino acids. Lineage: Eukaryota; Viridiplantae; Streptophyta; Magnoliopsida; Rosales; Rosaceae.